Molecule: messenger RNA, 3957 nt
Organism: Neolamprologus brichardi
Lineage: Eukaryota; Metazoa; Chordata; Actinopteri; Cichliformes; Cichlidae
Source: RefSeq, a predicted model, not a curated record
UCUGAGUCCCGCCCCGCCAGCCCGUGCCAUCUUGUGUUUAGCAAGAACAAAAACGGGGGAAGAAAACACGCCCGGCCCGGGGACGGGGCGCGGAUUUUCAGGCUGCUUUUUAGGCGUGUUUUUCAGAAAAGUUGGUGCAGCUGGACAGUAUGCUCGGAGGAGCAGCGGCGUGGAGAAACAGCAGCCACACCCCGCAGGACGGCUCCGGUUAACGUUAGCUCUCAGGCUAUCCGAGCUAAGCUAACCAGUUAGCAGCGGCUAAGAUCGCAGGACGAAGGCGAGCUUCGAGUCUGAGCCGGUCUGUGACAUCUGGAAACCCCGCAUUAACUUCACAAAUAUCAGCAGUGACCUGGGUGGAAAUGCCCCGGACGUGGUGGUGACUGUUUGCGGAGAGGGAUUCCGGGCUAUGAGGAUUGAGGUCCACUGUUAGCUCGGCUGCUAUCGGUUGUUUUUCGGUUCAGAGCGGAACCACAAUAAGCCGCGGCCCUGGCCAUGCCCUCGAAUGCGCGGGCGGGCAAUCUGAAGGACCCCGAGGUGGCUGAUCUGUUCUGCAAAGAUGACCCGGAGAAGCUGUUCACCGACCUCCGGGAGAUCGGCCACGGGAGCUUCGGAGCGGUGUACUUUGCCCGAGACGUGAGCAACAAUGAAGUGGUGGCCAUCAAAAAGAUGUCGUACAGCGGCAAGCAGACCAACGAGAAAUGGCAGGACAUCAUCAAAGAGGUGAAGUUCCUGCAGAAGCUUCGCCACCCCAACACCAUCGAGUACCUGGGCUGCUACCUGAAGGAGCACACGGCAUGGCUGGUGAUGGAGUAUUGCCUCGGCUCGGCCUCAGACCUCCUUGAAGCCCACCGCCAGCAGGGGUCACACUCUCCUCUCUCCUGCAGGGACGUGAAGGCAGGAAACAUCCUGCUGACGGAGCCGGGUCAGGUCAAACUGGGGGACUUUGGCUCCGCCUCCAUCGUGUCUCCGGCCAACUCCUUCGUGGGGACGCCAUACUGGAUGGCUCCGGAGGUGAUCUUGGCCAUGGACGAGGGCCAGUACGACGGGAAGGUGGACGUCUGGUCCCUGGGCAUCACCUGCAUAGAGCUGGCGGAGAGGAAACCCCCCCUGUUCAACAUGAAUGCUAUGAGUGCCUUAUACCACAUCGCUCAGAACGAAAGCCCCGUCCUGCAGUCCAAUCACUGGUCCGAUUCCUUCCGCAGUUUCGUCGACUCUUGCCUACAGAAGAUUCCCCAGGACCGGCCUACCUCGGACGUGCUGCUCAAUUACUCGAGCCGACCUGCUGAGUCCUUGAACCUCACCACCGCCUUCCUCCAGGUGACCCGUCAGAUCCAGGAGCACGAGCAGGGCUCGGCGCUGCGUGAGCAGAUGUCCGGCUACAAGCGCAUGAGGCGGCAGCACCAGAAACAGCUGAUGAGCCUGGAAAACAAGCUGAAGGCGGAGAUGGACGAGCAUCAGCUGAAGCUGGACAAAGAGCUGGAGAACCAGAGGAACACGUUCUCCACAGAGGCCGACAAGCUGGCCAAGAAGCACCAGGCCAUCCUGGAGAAGGAGACGAAAGCUGCUCUGACGGAGGAGAAGAAGUUCCAGCAGCACAUCCUGGGCCAGCAGAAGAAGGAGCUCACCAGUUUACUGGACUCACAGAAACGCCAGUACCGCCAGCGCAAGGAGCAGCUGAAAGAGGAGCUGAGCGAGAACCAGUCGACUCCGAAGCGAGAGAAGCAGGAGUGGCUGGUGCGUCAGAAGGAGUGUCUGCAGCAGAUGCAGGCGGAGGAGGAGGCCAGCCUGCUGCGGCGCCAGCGGCAGUACUACGAGCUGCAGUGCCGCCAGUACAAGAGGAAGAUGCUGCUGGCUCGCCACAACCUGGAGCAGGACCUGCUCAGAGAGGAGCUGAAUAAGAAGCAGACGCAGAAGGACCUGGAGUGCGCCAUGCUGCUGCGCCACCACGAUGUGGGGAUUGAACUGCUGCUUCUCGCCCGUGGACACUCGACACGUUUCCUUCUGUUUCAGUCCAAAGAGCUGCAGGUCAAGCGUCAGUUCCAGGAGACCUGCAAGAUCCAGACCCGUCAGUACAAAGCUCUGAGGAACCACCUGCUGGAGAGCACUCCAAAGUCCGACCACAAGGCCGUCCUCAAACGCCUCAAAGAGGAGCAAACACGUAAGCUGGCCAUCCUGGCCGAGCAGUACGACCACUCCAUCAACGAAAUGCUGUCCUCUCAGGCUCUGCGGCUGGAUGAGACGCAGGAGGCGGAGUAUCAGGUCCUGCGCAUGCAGCUGCAGCAGGAGCUCGAGCUGCUGAACGCCUACCAGAGCAAGAUCAAGAUCCACACGGACACGCAGCACGAGCGCGAGGUCAAGGACCUGGAGCAGAGGGUGUCGAUCCGCCGGGCGCUGCUGGAGCAGAGGAUCGAGGAGGAGAUGCUGACUCUGCAGAACGAGCGCUCCGAGCGAAUCCGAACGCUGCUCGAGCGCCAGGCUCACGAGAUCGAGGCCUUCGACUCGGAGAGCAUGCGUCUGGGAUUCAGCAACAUGGCGCUGACCGGCAUCCCGGCAGAGGCCUUCAACCAGGGCUACCCGACCCCCAGCCCGUCCUCGGGCUCCGGCGGCUGGCCGUCGCGGCCCGUACCGCGCUCCGGCAGCCAUUGGAGCCACAGCGUGCAGAACUCUGUGACGACUCCAUCCUGGCGCAGCCAGAAUCACGGCGGCGGAGGCUUCAGCCGCGCCGAGUCCAUCGCCUCGUCUCACGUCCUCGGCAGGGAUGGCGAGAUGAGCAAGAGCCGGGUCCACUCCUCCUCCCAUCACCAGCAGCACUACCUCCCCCAGCACUACCAACACCACCAGAGCACGCCGCAGCUCUACCGCGAUGCCCACGAGCGCGACUCCAGGGAGCGGGACCGCUCCAGGGAGUGGGUGGGAGGAGGUGGCCACUACGCCCAUCACUCCCAGGUCCACCACCUCUCCUCCCACGCCUCCUCGCAGUCCCUGGCCCUCCUGCCUCCGCCACCUCCGCCUCCUCCCAUCGCCCUCUCCACCUCCUCCCCUCCCUCCUCCACCUCCUCGUCCUCUUCCUCACAGGGCGGCUACGGCGGCGGCGGUCUGAGUGUCAGGGGCCCCAGCCUGAUGGCGCUCAGGAACAGCCCUCAGCCGCUGAGGCGGACAGCCUCCGGGGGGCCAGGCGGCGGGGGCAGCGACGGCGGGUUGACCCGGAGCACAUCGGUCACCUCGCACAUCUCCAACGGCUCUCACCUCUCCUACUCGUGAAUCCGGCGCCGGUCUUAGUCUGGGGGCGCCGUCCUGCUUCUCUCAGGGGACACAGAAGCAGAACGGCGCCAUGUUGACCGUUUCGGUCUUCAGCGCUUCAAUCCUGAAAACAAACAUGUCACAAGUUUUAAAAAAUCUAUUUUGAACGCGCCCUUUAUGCGCAGUUACUGCAGCUGCACGGGGGCAGCGAUCCAAUCAACACGUCCGGCUACCACGACGCCAACGCGUCGACGAGACAGAGCGACGGCUGUGCAGCUUCCACUCGGCUCGCAGUGCUUUAAAAACCACUGUAACUAUGUACAUAACUGAACUGUAGACGCCGUUUCUGGUUCCUGAGUGUUUCAAACAUUCAGGGCGGGGGGCGGGGCUUGAAGGCGGCGGUGUACAGGCGGCGACCGAGGGAAGAUUUCUUAAAAUCAACUUUUAUUUGUAGUGCUAAGAUUCUGUACACGACGAUAAAAACAAACACUGCCAUCUUUCUGUUGACCCGAGACAAACCUACCACUGCCCGUGUCGCCGCGAGUCGCCUCGGCGUCAGCGCGCUCCGUACAGGAAGCCCCUCCAUCUUUGUUUUUCUUGUGUUCAAACAACCCAGUUUACGAGAUCUCUGCGUAGUGAAGUUUACACUUGUCUCUGAGGCAGAUGUUCUACUUCCUGUUGAUCAGGUCAGCAGGGGGCGCUGUGAGUGGUCAGCGA